This is a messenger RNA of Trachemys scripta elegans, 1746 nucleotides long. RefSeq names its product trypsin-3-like. The transcript is spliced from 5 exons. Lineage: Eukaryota; Metazoa; Chordata; Testudines; Emydidae. Bases 464 to 1273 code for a protein of 269 amino acids. Gene Ontology annotation, molecular function: serine-type endopeptidase activity. Gene Ontology annotation, biological process: proteolysis. The record is from RefSeq and is a predicted model, not a curated record.
ACCAGACAUCAAUCCAGGUUCUCGACAUCUUUCUAAACAAGUCUCUCCUAUUUCAAACUUUGCCACGUGAAGGGAAGCCGGAGAUGGAGACCCUUCAAGAAAUGCCUUCCCCUGUCUGCCAAGGGAUGGUUUGUUGAAAUCAGUGUCACUUCACUGCCAGGAAACCCAAGAAGCUCCAUUCAGCAUUUGUGAGCGGUAAAGGCUAUGGCCCUUUCAGCUGGAUGCUGAGGGGAGGAAGAUGAGAACACAAGGUUAACUCUAGUCAAUCAGACACCAGUGUCCUGAAGUGCCUCCAUGAAUAAUUGAUUGUUCUCUUUGGGAUUCACGUUGUCAUGGAAACUGAAAGAGGAACCAGGCUAUCUAGGUAUGAAGUGAAGUUUCUUUGGGUCUCUCUCUCCCUUCAGCAGCUAAGAGCUGGAGCUACCUUUGGCAGGUGCUUAUAAGAUCUUACAUUGACUCUGAGAUGAAUUAUCUGGCACUGGGUCUUCUGCUGUCCCUGCAGUUCUUUUCUUUGAUCGAUGGCCAGAACAGCCUCCAGCGCAUCAUCGGGGGUUACAUAGUGGCGCCACAUUCCUCCAAGUACCUGGUGUCCCUGAAGAGGAAGACGGGCUUCCAUUUCUGUGGCGGGUCGCUGGUCAGCCGAAGCUGGGUCCUGACGGCUGCUCACUGCAAAACUGAAAUUAACCAGAUGAUGAUUGUCGCUGGGGAAUAUUCUCUCUCCACUUUUGAAGGCACAGAGCAGAUCUUCCGGCCCUCUCGGAUGGUGGUUCAUCCGGACUACAGCUCCGCUUCCAAAAAUGCAGACAUCAUGCUGAUUAAGCUGAACAGGCCGCUGGUGCAUAACGCUUUUGUUUCCAUUGUGCCACUCCCCCAGCAAGGAGCGGUGGUGAGGGAAGGCCGCUUCUGCCAAGUCUCUGGCUGGGGUUACACCACUCCCAUGGGUGGAACGGCUUCGGACACCCUACGCAGCGUGCGCCUGCCUAUCAUCUCUUCUGGGAAGUGUAACAGCACAGCCUCCUAUGCGGGAUACAUCACCAAGAACAUGAUCUGUGCCGGGUUCAACACAGGGGGCAAAGAUGCCUGCCAGGUACAGCCGCCCUCCUUAAUUCUGCAGAAGAAGCUGCAAGUUCAAACCUCUCCUCUGGGGAGAACGUGUCCCGCUAGCGCGCCAGCUAUACCCAAGCUGCCGAGAACCAUCCUGAACGGCGAGGCACUCGGUGGCAGAUGGGUCUUUAGAUCCGCUGGGUCCCAUAAAAAAGAGUCCAUCCGUUAAAAAGCAUCUCCUGCCUCCUCCACAUCUGACAGGAAACUAGUACUUUUCUAGACAGACUUGGAAGACACAAGCCAAUAGUGACGAGUGAGUUUGGGGGCUCUCAAAUGUUGGGUGCCCAGUACACCUUUAAAAGAACCUGGUUUCCUGAGGAUGUACGUUCUGGGAGAAAAAUCAGGCUCUUCUCAGGGGACCACGUGGGGCACCCAAAACCACCAGUCCCUUUUGAAAAUCUUGACCACCAUUACUGCGGCCAGUGGACAGCGUCAUGGGAGGGGAUCUGGAGAAAAAUGCUUGCACAGAGACACAGCAGUCAGUUGUCCUCCGUGCUGCCUUGUUCUCAAGUUCCCAUAGAGUUAAAGCCUUGAUCACACAGCUCCUAACUGGAGAUGACUCACGCUCGGAAUUGAAGCACAGAGGGUGGGUGGAGAAGGCGGAUCUAUUUUUAUAGCAAGAAGAACAAAAUGGCAAGCUAG